Rhineura floridana is the source of this 1549-nucleotide messenger RNA. RefSeq names its product Pim-2 proto-oncogene, serine/threonine kinase (gene PIM2). NCBI's taxonomy places the organism in Eukaryota, Metazoa, Chordata, Lepidosauria, Squamata, Rhineuridae. Gene Ontology annotation, biological process: protein autophosphorylation; regulation of mitotic cell cycle; negative regulation of apoptotic process. Gene Ontology annotation, molecular function: protein serine/threonine kinase activity; ATP binding. Gene Ontology annotation, cellular component: cytoplasm. The transcript has 6 exons. The record is from RefSeq and is a predicted model, not a curated record. The coding region runs from base 174 to 1094 and encodes 306 amino acids.
UGUCGAAAGGAGUUUGCCGCCGGUUGGCUGGGGAAGCGGCGGCGAAGAGGCUGGUCGGGGUACUUGGGAUGCGAUCUUCCAGCAUGGGCGCUCCGGUGAGCCGGGUUUGAAGAGCCCUGCCCUUUCCUCGCUUUCCAUCGGAAUUGAGAUCUCGCGCUACAGCCCUGGUGACGAUGGUCCCAGAACGGAGUGAAGUUGCUUGGACUCCGGCAGGCAAAGGCAAAGACAAAGAAUCCUUUGAAGCUCUGUAUAAGCGAGGCAGCUUGUUGGGCAAGGGUGGCUUUGGUAUGGUGUAUGCUGGCCACAGGAUUGCUGAUGGGCUGCAGGUUGCAAUCAAACAUGUUGCCAGGAACAAGGUUGCAGAGUGGGCAGAGCUGCCCAAUGGGACGGUGGCGCCUCUGGAGGUGGCACUGAUGAAGCUUGUGUGCUCAGGGACUGGGCAUCAUGGUGUGAUUCGGCUCUUGGACUGGUACGAAGCUCCUGAAGGCUUCUUCCUGGUGCUGGAGAGGCCUGAGCACUGUCAGGAUCUCUUUGACUUUGUGACUGAGCAGGGGCCUCUCCCUGAGAAGCUCUGCCGCCAGUUCUUCCGCCAGGUGGUGGAAGCAGUAUGCCACUGCCACGAAAAGGGGGUGGUGCAUCGGGACAUCAAGGACGAGAAUAUCCUGGUGGACGUGCGCACUGGCAACCUGAAGCUGAUUGACUUUGGUUCUGGGGCCUUGCUGAGGGAUUCCGUCUACACAGAGUUUGACGGCACACAUGUUUACAGCCCACCAGAGUGGGUGGAAUCCCAGCAGUACCGUGCUCUCCCAGCAACCAUCUGGUCACUGGGGAUCCUGCUCUAUGACAUGGUGUGUGGUGACAUCCCCUUUGAACGGGACGAGGAGAUUGUGGCUGCACGGGUGGAGUUCCACACCCCUGUCUCUGUUGACUGCCAAGAUCUCAUCCGAUGGUGCUUAUCUCCAGAAGCUUCUGAACGGCCAACACUGGAGCAAGUGCUCUUGCACUCUUGGCUGAAGCUUGACCCUCUUCUUCAGCCUGAAGAAUCACAGAGCCUAGCAAGCCCUCGGGCCAUAGCUUGCAACAGCAGCGGCUGAGAGACUUAAAACCCAUUUUUCUGUCUCUUCCCCCUCUGAGAUGGGGAGGGUGGUGCUAAUGGUACCAACUGAACCUUAGGCAGCCAGGCUUGGUCAUUGGCUGAGAAAGAGUUAACCUGGUUCUACAGGUGUUUUUUGUUUUUGUUUACAAACUGAACUAAGGGACAAGAGGUUCCUCUUGUCUAGAACCCAGAUGCUGAAAUGCAAAGUUCUCUCAACUGCCCAAAUUAUGUUUGAAUUCUGGCCUGCCCAGGGAUCAGACAUGUUUGUUUAUGUAAAUACUUGUGUAUUGCUAUUUGCCAGCCUUUUCGGGAGAAGAUGAUUCUGGGGUAGCAUUCUGCUGCCCUAACUCUGUGUUGGUGGUGUUUCUUUCAAAGGAAUGUUUGCAGAGAAUAUCCAUUCAACAAAAUCUGAAUGGAAAUUAUUUAAUAAAAAUAAGACCUUCUGAAAAUGAA